Molecule: messenger RNA, 303 nt
Organism: Trichoderma aggressivum f. europaeum
Lineage: Eukaryota; Fungi; Ascomycota; Sordariomycetes; Hypocreales; Hypocreaceae
Exons: 1
Coding region: 1-303 (100 amino acids)
Source: RefSeq, a predicted model, not a curated record
AUGCAAAAUACGCAUCAGCAGUCUUCAGAAGGCCCUCGGGCAUGGCGACGGACGUCCUCUAUAAGCUCAGAAGACAUGAAGUCGGCCCUAGAAGCCUUCACAACCGCCGGCAACAAGACUCUCGGUGCAAGCUCGUUUGGAGCAGGGCUCGACGACUAUCUUUGGAAUGCUGCCGAGCGCAACACUAGCAUCCCCAGCGGCUACAAACAAGACGCAAUUACAAAGGAGAUGAUGGCAAAAGCGUGGGCUGCGAAGUCAUAUCCCAGCAUGGCAGGGCACGGAAGCGGCAGCCAGGGUACAUAG